AUGAAUAUUAGCUUACCAAUAACUACUACCUAUACUGGUUUGUUAAGCUUUAGAAAGAUUUGCUCAUCAGGUUCCACUUGGAGAUGUUAUGUUAGCGCCAAAAAAGAUGGUAUUGCUUUUGAUAGUAGAAAAUAUAGUAAACUCCUUGCUGCUAUUCGAUCUCAUGGAAACUUUAUUGAAUAUGUUCCACUUCAAUUAAUGUUGGCUGGAUUGCUAGAAAUUCAAGGUUUUAAUUCUAAAUACCUACAAUUUAUAUUGGCUAUAUUCACUAUUGGAAGAAUAUCUCAUGCUAUUGGUCUAAGUAAACAUAAUCAUCUUGGCCCAGGUCGUCCUUCUGACGAAGUAUUUCGAAAAGAGCAUCUGCUAUUAUUUUGGCAUCUGGAUUCAUCAGAAACAUGUUUGUACUGUUCUCCUCAAUCAUAA
Molecule: messenger RNA, 423 nt
Organism: Heterostelium album PN500
Lineage: Eukaryota; Evosea; Eumycetozoa; Acytosteliales; Acytosteliaceae
Product: MAPEG family protein
Exons: 4
Coding region: 1-423 (140 amino acids)
Cellular component (GO): membrane
Source: RefSeq, a predicted model, not a curated record